AUGGAUAUUGCAUUCAGCACCGUCGAACUUAAAGAUGAUACCAUCAUCGUGGUACUAGGCGCAUCGGGCGAUCUGGCAAAGAAGAAGACCUUCCCUGCGCUCUUUGGCCUUUUCCGCAACAAAUUCCUCCCCAAGGACAUCCAGAUCGUCGGAUAUGCGCGCACAAAGAUGGACCACGAUGAAUACCUCAAGCGCGUUCGCUCGUACAUCAAGAUCCCCACAAAGGAGAUUGAGGAUCAAUUAGAUCAGUUCUGCAAGAUGUGCACCUAUGUUUCCGGCCAGUACGAUCAAGAUGAUUCCUUCAUCAACCUGAACAAGCACCUUGACGAGAUCGAGGACAAGCGCCAAUCGAAGGAGCAAAACCGCGUCUUCUACAUGGCACUGCCUCCCAGUGUCUUCAUUACCGUGUCCGAGCAGCUGAAGCGCAACUGCUACCCCAGAAGCGGUCUCGCCCGCAUUAUUGUCGAGAAGCCAUUCGGUAAGGAUCUACAGAGCUCGCGCGACCUCCAGAAGGCUUUGGAGCCUAACUGGAAGGAGGAUGAGAUCUUCCGUAUCGAUCACUACCUCGGUAAGGAGAUGGUCAAGAACAUCCUAAUUCUGCGGUUCGGCAACGAGUUCUUCAACGCCACAUGGAACCGUCACCACAUCGAUAACGUUCAGAUUACAUUCAAGGAGCCUUUCGGCACUGAGGGCCGUGGAGGCUACUUCGAUGAGUUCGGUAUUAUCCGUGAUGUUAUGCAGAACCACCUUCUGCAGGUCCUCACAUUGCUCGCCAUGGAGCGCCCUAUUUCCUUCUCCUCCGAGGAUAUCCGUGACGAGAAGGUCCGUGUUCUCCGCGCUAUGGAUCCUAUUGAGCCCAAGAACGUCAUUAUCGGCCAGUACGGCCGCUCCCUCGAUGGCAGCAAGCCCGGCUACCUGGAGGACGAUACUGUGCCCAAGGAGUCGCGUUGCCCGACUUUCUGCGCCAUGGUUGCAUACAUUAAGAACGAGCGUUGGGACGGUGUGCCCUUCAUCCUCAAGGCUGGAAAGGCCCUGAACGAGCAGAAGACUGAGGUCCGCAUCCAGUUCAAGGAUGUCACUUCCGGUAUCUUCAAGGACAUUCCCCGUAACGAGCUUGUCAUCCGUGUCCAGCCCAACGAGUCUGUCUAUAUCAAGAUGAACUCCAAGCUGCCCGGUCUCUCCAUGCAGACGGUGGUUACCGAGCUGGACUUGACCUACCGCCGCCGCUUCUCCGACCUCAAGAUCCCCGAGGCCUACGAGUCCUUGAUUUUGGACGCCUUCAAGGGCGACCACUCCAACUUCGUCCGUGAUGAUGAGUUGGAUGCCAGCUGGCGCAUGUUCAGUCCCCUCCUCCACUACUUGGAUGACAACAAGGAGAUCAUCCCUAUGGAGUACCCCUACGGCUCCCGUGGACCCGCUGUCCUUGAUGACUUCACUGCUUCAUACGGCUACAAGUUCAGCGACGCCGCUGGCUACCAGUGGCCAGUCACUACCUCGGCCCCCAACCGGCUGUAG
Molecule: messenger RNA, 1515 nt
Organism: Penicillium vulpinum
Lineage: Eukaryota; Fungi; Ascomycota; Eurotiomycetes; Eurotiales; Aspergillaceae
Product: glucose-6-phosphate dehydrogenase
Exons: 7
Coding region: 1-1515 (504 amino acids)
Biological process (GO): glucose metabolic process; pentose-phosphate shunt, oxidative branch
Cellular component (GO): cytosol
Molecular function (GO): NADP binding; glucose-6-phosphate dehydrogenase activity
Source: RefSeq, a predicted model, not a curated record